Molecule: messenger RNA, 887 nt
Organism: Ananas comosus (pineapple)
Lineage: Eukaryota; Viridiplantae; Streptophyta; Magnoliopsida; Poales; Bromeliaceae
Product: 50S ribosomal protein L27-like
Exons: 4
Coding region: 185-628 (147 amino acids)
Biological process (GO): translation
Cellular component (GO): ribosome
Molecular function (GO): structural constituent of ribosome
Source: RefSeq, a predicted model, not a curated record
UCUAAACCCUAGUCGAUUUGGCCCCUCUUGAGGGGGAUUCUAAUGGAUGUCGACGAUGGAAAUCCUUGUAGGAUGCUUUAAUUUGUCCUUGAAUCGGAUGCGCGGGAUAGGGUUUAGAGAUCUUUCGAGAUCUGAAGAAUAAUCGCAUCAUGUAAUUGCAUUUGUUAUUGAACGAAACAGAGCGAUGUCUCUUGCAACAAUUUGCAAGCGAGUGGGUCUCAAAGAUUUAGUUUCAAAUGUUCCAGUCUACAGCAGUACUGUUGAGUCAUCUGGAGGACUCGGCCUGGUUUUUAAGCGUUGGGCUACAAAAAAGACUGCGGGAUCCACGAAAAAUGGCCGCGACUCCAACCCUAAAUAUUUGGGAGUUAAGAAGUUUGGUGGAGAGAAAGUGAUACCUGGGAAUAUCAUAGUUCGCCAACGGGGUACGCGCUUUCACCCUGGAGAUUAUGUUGGUAUCGGAAAAGAUCACACCCUGUACGCACUUAAGGAAGGGCACGUGCGGUUUGAGCGCAACAAGCUGAGCGGCAGGAAGUGGGUGCAUGUCGAUCCCUCCGACGGUCAUGUUCUUCACCCUCUCUAUGCUAAUGCAGCGAGUACCACAGCCAAUACCGAAAGCCAAUUAUGCUAGCUAGAUUUUCCUGUGUGUUUUUGGCUUAUGUUCACAGGAGGUGGAGUUUUGUCUCUUCUCUGGGAAGGUUUGGAUGGGAGAGAAACUGUUCCUUUAUGCAUGUUGUGCUUGUCAUAAGUAGGUUUCGUUGAUCUACGUAUGAAUUGCUCAAAUGUUUGGUACCUCUCAUCUGUGUGGAUAUUAUUUUGUAACUUCUAAACCUAAAAGGGGCUUCAGCCGAGGUGUAGGGGAUUUUGCGGAAGUUACUUGGGUUUUUUUA